Messenger RNA from Caenorhabditis bovis, 3546 nucleotides. Lineage: Eukaryota; Metazoa; Nematoda; Chromadorea; Rhabditida; Rhabditidae. The record is from the annotation of a GenBank genome assembly.
AUGCUAGAGCAAUUCAAAACAGUUUUGCCCAAUAUUGAAGUUUUACAAGGCUUGGAUAAGGAGUGUACUAUCGAGAUUCCAGUGCCGUUACUACCUAAUACAGAUAUCAACGAUUACGUUGGUGCUGUUCGUUCAACAGAAACUGGAAAAUUCGUGUCAAUUGAUGAUACUCGAGAGCAACUAAAAAAGUUUAUAGUAAAUAGAACCGAACAAUACGAGGAUCAGGAAAGUGAAUCUAUUCUUCAGGACUUUUUCAGUCAUAGGAACCGAUAUCUGCCAGAUGGGAUAAGGGGAUCCUCGCCGAAAUGUCUUAGCAAAUCAAGAACAUUUGCUGAAAAAUUUACUUAUGUGGUGUCAAAAUGUUCCAGCCAGAAUCUUCUCACACUCAUGCAAAUGGAAUGCUGCAUGAAAAAGCAGAUGUCUGAAAUGAUCAGAGCUCGAAACUGGGAAGUUCAACAAGUUUCUAGUCGAUGCGAGAAAAUUAUGUGUGAAGACCUUGAAGAUAUUCAUCCGCAUAAAGUCAGCAUGUUGAAUGAGAAACUACGGCAAAUUUACCGUACGUAUUCUCUUCAAGUGUCGGAAUUGUGUGAAUCUCAAAGGAUCAAAUACAGGAAAGCUGUAGAAUCGCUGUGUUAUCAUGGAAGUCUGCCGGCAGAGUUGGUCGAUGAAAUCGACAUAAACGACGUUUCAAUACCUGGCGAAAAUGAAGAGGAGAAUAUCGAAGGGAUCAACGAAAGCUUCACGAUUUAUAUUGGCGCUCAAUUAAAAUCUAUGCACAAUGCUUGCCUUGUUACUGUUAAUAACAUAACCGAUUUGUGCAAAACAAGUGAGAAUGAUUGGACCAUUUCGACGCGUCUUGAAAUGGCCACCAAAUUGUAUGGGCGGAAUCUUGGAGCGGUGAUUCUCCUGGUACCUCCCGAUCCUAUGCAUCACGUCAAUUCAUCGUCAAAAUUUUACAAUAUUUGCGAACAAUCGACCGAGUUACAUUUUGAGCCGCUCGCGGACCAGCUGAAUCAAAUCGCUCAAUCUAUACGAAAGGCGAAUGAAUGGAGAGUUGAAUGCUCAGAAUCGGCAGGAGCCGAGAAACCGAUUCGUGCAGAUUCGACGUUCUCCGUCGGAGAUGUAUAUUGCACGAAGCAUUCGAAUUUGCAUAAAAUUCAAAUCGCUUUUCAUCUUGUCGUUGACGAGUCCCUUCAAACUCAGGAAAUAUCUAGCAGACAUCCUUGUCUUAAUGGGAUACGAAAUAUUAUUCGUAUGACGUCGCACUAUGGAAUUACUUCUAUUCAUCUUCCAUUAUUUCUUAUUGAAAAACCUGAUGAGUCAACAACAGUUGCAUGGUGUAUUAAACGAGCUGAAAUGGUAUACAAAUGUGUAAAAGGAUACCUAAUGGAGGUGUGUAGUGGCACAAAUCUCGACUGCCUACCGCAUUAUAACGUGCAUUUUGUGCUCCCAUCUGGUCUUUCUCCAUCAAUCUAUGCAUCAAUAUCCAAUAUAAAGUUUAAAUUGCAUCCUGACAAUUAUUUGGAGGAGUAUUUCACGGAGUUGGAAAUUAUUGAUUUGAAAAUGUCGCCCAAUAAGGACAGUGGAUUAGAAAAUAAAUUGGGAGAUGGAGAUAAUGCUGAAAACGGACAAUGUAUAGUACAACGACGCAGAAAAUACAAAUCAAGCGAUUAUAUGCUAUUCACUGCGGAUGCUCUUCAACAUAUUUCGGAUGAUUCAAAAUCUUUAGACAAAUAUACGUGGUUAGGCGAACGGCUUCGUCUUUCUUUUAAAAUGAACCGAAGUAAUUCUAAGUUGGUGAGAACAAUGCUUCACAGUCACGGGUUUUUGCAGUGUUCUAGUAAAAAUCCAAUGGCAACAGUUAUUUGGUCAGGGGCGCCAGUAAAGACUCCAAAAAUGCGAGAAUUAUUGCCUUGGCAACGCCUCAAUCAGUUUCCAAGAACGACGGAAUUGACGAAAAAAGAUCGACUUUAUGAAAAUAUUGCGCGUGCACAAUCAAUUUUUGGCGAGGCAUUUGAUUUUAUUCCCGAAUUUUAUGUGACUCCUCGUGAAAUGGGGAAGAUGAAAGAAGCAUUUGACAAAUUGCAUCGUGAUGUCAAUGAGAAGCGCGCAAAAUACAACUACCCCGGCGAAUUUAUUGUGAAACCGACGAAUUCUCGACAAGGAAAAGGAAUUUUCUUUGCGAACAAAAUUGAGGACAUUCCGACUGAAUAUCCGCUUCUGGUUUCUCGUUACCUUGCCGAUCCAUUGCUGGUAAAUAAACAUAAAUUUGAUUUGCGGAUUUAUGUCGCCGUAACAUCUUUCUACCCACUAGUUUGCUAUGUGUAUUCAGAAGGAUUAGCAAGACUUGCCUCAAUGCCUUAUGAUUCCUCGAUUUCUUCUACCGAAUCCAACGAAUACAUCCAUUUAACCAACUACAGCAUCAAUAAAAAUUCGACAUCUUUUGUGCGAAAUGAGAGCAUGUCUUCCGAGGAUUUGGGACAUAAAUGGACACUCGGAGCAUUAUUACGAUAUGUGGAGUGCGAAGGGCAUGAUGCGAAGUUGCUUAUGAUUAGGAUCGAAGACAUUAUUGUGAAAAGUUUAUUGUCGAUCCAGAAUUCCGUUGCAACCGCGAGCAAAACUGCUCUUCGCUUUGUUGGAACAAAUUUCGAGCUUUUUGGUUUUGAUAUUCUUGUGGAUAAUUCUCUGAAACCAUGGUUAUUGGAAGUGAAUCUUUCUCCAAGUCUAGCAUGUGAUGCUCCUCUUGAUUCGCUUAUUAAAACACGUCUCGUCGCAGAUCUUUUGAACUUGGCCUGCAUUCCUCUCAUCGAGCGGCGAAUCAUUGAUUCACUUACGCCGACCCUCAGAAUGUCAAACGAAAAUGGGAAUCAAGAUGAUGCUGAACCUUUGGAAAUGGAUCCAAAAUGUGUUAAAACUAUAAAACGGCGGCCACUUGGAAUUAAGCGUAGUGUUCUGAAUCGCAGAUAUGCCAGCGGAUCUUCAUUAUUAAUUACACCGGCUGAGCAAAAAAUGGAUCAAAUUAUAAGGAAAGCAAAAGCUGAAAAUGAGCGACGCGGCGAUUUUGUUCGUGUAUUCCCUCGCACGAAUACGUGGGAUUUGUAUAGCCCUCUUAUGGAAGACUUAGGAACUGACGAUUACGAUCAAAGACUAUACGAAGAAAUAAUUGAUAACGAUAAUAAAGAUGAAAUUAGUGAAGAAUUGUCCGAAGAUUUUCAUGACGUUAUGAUGCAAUGUGCCGUUUAUCCAACCUUUGAAUCAAUUCCCGAGAAUAUUCGAAAGAUUAUUUCAUCGUGGUACGUUGACGCUGGCGAAUACACAAAGAAAAUCACGCAAGAAGGAGAGAUUUAUGCAAGCAAAUUGCCGACGGUUCGACCGUCUGCUCGACUACGAACAAAAAGUUGUGCAGAAUUUUACGAAGAGAGAAGAGUGGAGAUGUUGAAAAAACGAGAAGCGGACCAAGUUUUAGCCAAGCAAUUUAAAAUUCCAUUGGUAGUAAAAGCGUUAUCAAUUUAUCUUUUAAAAUAUGUACACAUUAAUACGGCUUAA